Molecule: messenger RNA, 855 nt
Organism: Chara braunii
Lineage: Eukaryota; Viridiplantae; Streptophyta; Charophyceae; Charales; Characeae
Source: the annotation of a GenBank genome assembly
UUGUGUGGGCAGACCAGGUCGGCAUCCAGGUCCAGGCCCGCCACAUAACUACCAUUGUAUUUCCACACAUUGCCUUUGAUAAAUUUUGCCUGAAUGCCCUUUUAAUAGCUGAAGCUCAAAAUGAGGGAAGUGCCACACAAGGGGCAUAUUACAAAGUUGCACACAGAGCUUUUGGAUGUGACAGAGACGAUUCAAUCCUAACAAGCACAAAUUCUAUCCGCCAGGCACUGCAGAAACGACAUGCUGGCGGUGGUGAUGAUAAUAAUGACAACAACAAUGACACCAAUGAUGACAAUCAUGACAGUCAUGAUGACAAUGGUGCCAAUGAUCAUAAUGUUGAUGAUGAGUGGAGGUACCGAUGAUGACAACGAGAAUGGCGAAGUUGAUGAUGAUGGUGACGAUGAUGAUGAUGAUGAUGAUGACAACAAGAAAGGCGAUGUCAAUGACGAUGAUAAUGCUGCUACUGCUGCUGCUGCUGCUGAUGAUGAUGAUGAUGAUGACGAUGACAACGACGAUGAUGACGAUGAUGACGAUGAUAACAGUGAUAUUGACAAUAAAUGAAUGAUGGUCAUGGUGAUGGUGAUGAUGAUGACGAUGAUGACACGACAGCAAUGAUUAGAAAUUAGAAUGACAAAAAUGCGAAAAAAUGAUGACAACACUGACGACGAGGGCUACGUGAUUAUAACGAUGAACUCAUCAUGCCGACGACGAUGAGGAUGAGGACGAUGAGGAUGAUGACAAAGGUUUGUCUCUUCUCACCUGAGGGCUUGUGACCUAGAUGCAUGCACUGGCAGCAGGUGCAAGACUGUUCCAUUCUUGCAGUAGACAACGUGUGUCCUCAAGCCUCUUGAACGU